Apodemus sylvaticus (European woodmouse) is the source of this 723-nucleotide messenger RNA. It is a transcript of the gene Cldn16, whose product is annotated as claudin 16. Gene Ontology annotation, cellular component: bicellular tight junction; plasma membrane. Gene Ontology annotation, molecular function: structural molecule activity. The coding region runs from base 16 to 723 and encodes 235 amino acids. NCBI's taxonomy places the organism in Eukaryota, Metazoa, Chordata, Mammalia, Rodentia, Muridae. The record is from RefSeq and is a predicted model, not a curated record. Gene Ontology annotation, biological process: cell adhesion; bicellular tight junction assembly. The transcript is spliced from 5 exons.
AGGCUGCUAGUUACCAUGAAGAAUCUUCUUCAGUACGCUGCCUGCUUCUUGGCCCUUUUCUCCACUGGGUUUUUGAUCUUGGCUACCUGGACGGACUGUUGGAUGGUGAACGCCGAUGACUCUCUGGAGGUGAGCACUAAAUGCAGAGGCCUGUGGUGGGAGUGUGUCACAAACGCUUUUGAUGGGAUUCGAACCUGUGAUGAGUAUGACUCCAUAUAUGCAGAACAUCCCUUGAAGCUGGUGGUGACACGAGCACUGAUGAUCACAGCUGACAUUCUAGCUGGCUUUGGAUUCAUCACGCUUCUCCUUGGUCUUGACUGUGUGAAGUUCCUACCCGAUGAGCCACACAUUAAAGUCCGCCUCUGCUUUGUUGCAGGGACCACGUUACUCAUUGCAGGUACCCCAGGAAUCAUUGGUUCUGUGUGGUAUGCUGUGGAUGUUUAUGUCGAACGCUCCUCUCUGAUUUUACACAAUAUAUUUCUCGGAAUCCAAUAUAAAUUUGGUUGGUCCUGCUGGCUUGGAAUGUCUGGGUCUUUGGGUUGCUUUUUGUCAGGAGCACUCCUCACCUGCUGUUUGUACCUCUUCAAAGAUAUUGGGCCUGAGAGGAACUACCCUUAUGCCAUGAGGAAGCCCUAUUCAACUGCAGGUGUAUCCAUGGCCAAGUCCUACAAGGCCCCUCGGACAGAGACAGCCAAAAUGUAUGCUGUAGACACCAGAGUAUAA